Onthophagus taurus is the source of this 744-nucleotide messenger RNA. RefSeq names its product mitochondrial ribosomal protein L40 (gene mRpL40). The record is from RefSeq and is a predicted model, not a curated record. Gene Ontology annotation, cellular component: mitochondrial large ribosomal subunit; mitochondrial ribosome. NCBI's taxonomy places the organism in Eukaryota, Metazoa, Arthropoda, Insecta, Coleoptera, Scarabaeidae.
AGAUGGUGUAAGCUCACCUAACAAAAUCUAACCUCAAACUUCUAUUUUCCAAUAAAACUCCUUUUUUUUAUUAAAAAUGAGUAUAAUUUCUGCUUUAUCCAGGCUUUCCUUAAAACAACCAAGUCGAAUACCUGUUCUGAUAAGCCGAUAUAAAAUAGAAAAUAAACUCUUCUUGCAUACAACUCCAGCUCUUUGUGCUGAACCUUUGAAAAAGAAGAAAAGGCUUGACCCCGCCGUUAUUAAAGCAAGGGAUGAUCGUAAAAAGAAAAGAAUUGAGAAACAAAUUCGUAAACUUGAAAAAAAUGCGAGGCAAUUAAAACCGAUUGAGGAACUUGAGAUUCCUAUGGUGAUAAUUGAUCAUAAAAAAGAGAGGUAUCGUAAAUCGCCUGCUUUAACAGCAGAAACUUUGGAAGAAAGAAUUUUAUUAGAAAAGCAAUGGUCGCAGUUUAAAAAACAAGAAUAUGUGAAAGACUUAAAAAUGUUAGACCGUAUUGCUUAUUCGCAACAAAAAGCUUUGGAUGAAUUGCGAAAAGAAUCGGAAGAAUUGUAUCAAGAGGCAAUACAACCUGAUUUACAAUUAAUUCCCUAUGGGUUUAUUGGACCAGUGGAAACUCCUCCAAUUGAGGGUUAUAAUGCACCAGAUGGUGAUUAUCAAGAUGUAUCAAAAAAAUGGGAAUAGAAACAAUUUAAUACAAUAAAUGUUUAGAUUUAAUAAAAUAAUAUUAAAAAAAAAGUAGUUUUCUG